Messenger RNA from Suillus bovinus, 1254 nucleotides. RefSeq lists its product as uncharacterized. The transcript has 12 exons. Lineage: Eukaryota; Fungi; Basidiomycota; Agaricomycetes; Boletales; Suillaceae. The record is from RefSeq and is a predicted model, not a curated record. Bases 20 to 901 code for a protein of 293 amino acids.
CACAUAUCUUGACCUCUAGAUGGAGUAUUCGACUGACGAUAUCGCAGCAGCGCGGAGCUUGCAGUUCACUACGUUCAGUGUCCAUGGCUACAUUCUGGUAUGCCGUGUAAAGUAUACAUUUUUGCUUCGAUCGCACUGGACCAGGAUAAAAGGCCUGUUUAUUGUCACGCGAUACCUACCCUUUAUCUUUCUCGCCGUGGAUCUAUAUUUGUACUUUACCCCGGAUGAGAACCCAGGUAAAUGCCGGGUGUUGGAUAAUGUUCGAUCAGGUCUUGGCAUAGUAUUAAUCACUCUCUCCGAAUGUAUCUCUCGUCCCCCUGGUAUUAUACGUGUUUUUGAUCUGAUUCCUCCAGAUUUUUUUGCUCUCAGAACAUAUGUGCUCUGGAACAAAAAUAGAACCGUGCGCGCAACCAUUGCGUGCACCUCUAUCGCUAUUAUCGUAGCAUCCUUCAGCUUUCUUUUCACCACUAGCGAUUCUGCAUCAUAUGUGACUAGUGCGAUCCCGCGCAUCACAGGGUGCUACCUAAGUGCAAGUCGUUACCAGCUCUCCAUACCAUAUCUUCUUUUUUCCGUGUUCACACUGGAACUCAUGAUACUCACACUCAUACGCGCCGUACAGGACUGGCGAAAAAACUCAGGUCGUCUGUACACUGUUCUGGUGAAGCAUAACAUAUUCUAUUAUGCAUGCGGUUUUCUGUUGUCGACAAUGAACGUUUUCAUGUCGUUGUUCCUCCAGUACUCCUAUCAGACCAUUUUGUAUGAUUUUCAGUACUUGAUGCUUCCAAUCCUUGCCACGCGCAUGCACCUCCAUUUCUGGAAGGUGGACCAACAUGCACACGACUCCGGCACUGUCGUGAGCAUUCCAAUGUCCGAUAUGUCAUUUGCAAAUUUCACGGCGUGAUGUCUCAUCUUGUGGCUUAUUUUUGGUGUCGUUUGUGGAGCAAACUUAAACCGUACAAGAUCAGUGAUGGGGUUGGGAUUAGUGGAGGUUGUUACGUGCCUAACAUGGGAUGGGUCUGUUGCAGGGUGGGAGGAGCAUUUGGAUGGCCCUGGUCUAUUCGACACCUGUAGUUUCUACUAUUAAGCAGCAGUGGAUUCACUGGGAUCCAGAAUUUGACCAACGUUGUAGCAAGCUCCACAAACGUUCUUGUUAUGAUAUCUAAAACCACCUACUGCCGAGAAAUGUCUUACUCAACUGGGACUCAGGCUAGGUUGAAUAUAUCUCGCACGGAUCUUUCCGACUCGGAGUCCAUG